Messenger RNA from Actinia tenebrosa (Australian red waratah sea anemone), 2916 nucleotides. RefSeq lists its product as uncharacterized. NCBI's taxonomy places the organism in Eukaryota, Metazoa, Cnidaria, Anthozoa, Actiniaria, Actiniidae. The record is from RefSeq and is a predicted model, not a curated record.
UCUUUGAUUUUAUUCACUUCUGUUUGCUUGUAUUUCGGCUGGUUUUGGUUCGAAUUAACUUAAAAUGUCGCAUAAAAGACCUUUAAAGCGCAGCAUAAAUACUUUAGACGAUACGAGUUGUGAUUAUUCUCCCUCGUUGAAGUCAUCACUGUCCAAACGUUCAAGAAUUGAAGAAUACAUUGAGCAAACAAAGACACAGGACGGUGAGUCGUCUGUAAGAAGAUCAUCAAGAGCUCCAAAACCCAAGGUAUUCGAUGAUGAUUAUACAGACAUAAGUGUGCGAUCUCCGGGAUCUGAACGUGAAAUUCCAAAGAAAAAAGAAUCAAAGUCUAUAUCUCGAAACCAAGGAGAAAGGAGAAGUAUAGAUGAUGUUUUGGGCAUUGUUGAUGAUGAAGAUUCAUCAGCUUCUACAAAAAGAAGGUCCUCGCGAGUUCCAAAACCAAAAUUGUUUGACGAAGACUACGUUGAAACCGCAAGUUUUAGGGGAAUUGAUGACAAGAAAGAGAAAAAUAUGUCUGUUGCCACAGAAAUUAGGGUUUCACGAGAUUCGCCAAAAGAUAGCACCUUCCAAAAAGGGUCAGCAAAGUUUAAAAAGACUGGUAGUAGUAGUAAACGUGGAAAGGCUAACGCUACUGCUACGCCAGGACAGGGAAAGCCCAGCAUACAGGAUAAUAGUCCCUUAGAACUGCAAUCACAGCAAGCCAUGAAGGGGAAUGAAGGACUAGGGGCUUGGUAUUCACCAAAAGUAAGAACUUCAUCAAGGACCCCUGUGCCUAAGAAAACCUUUACCCUCAUUGAUGAAAGCCCUGUCUCUAGACUCGGAGAAAGCCUGUUUGAUGGAGGAGACUUGUAUGUGGAUGUCAUGACACAGGAACCCCAUGUAGCAAAACAGAGCAAAAAGAUGAGCUUAGGUCAUAGUGAUUCUAGUUCUGCAUCUGGUGAAAUAAUUGAUAUAAUUGGUACCUCGCCUGUUAGUAGCAAAAUGAAAUGGACUUCCAAGGACACUGGUUCUGAUGGAGGGAAGAAUAAGAAGUCCAAGAAAUCCAAGAAAGCAUUAGAUUCUCCCACAGUUCUUAAGAAUAUUGUGACUGCAGAUGUUCCAAAGAAGAGUGAAACAAAUAAGAAAGAAAGUGAAAUGAGAAGUGAAACCAAAGAAAAGGUAAAAAAAGUGUCUUCUAAAGCUGCAAAGAAAACUAGUGAUAGUAAGGUCGAUUCAAAAAAACGUACUGCAAAGAGCAAAACCAAUGAUAGCAGUGAAGACAUGGUUAAUGUGGUUGGUGUACAGCAGGUAGCAGUGAAAAAGAAAACAAAAAAGAAAAAAUUGGAAUUUGAGCAAAGUGGAUUGUCACAUGUAUCUUCUGAGGGUACGAAAAGUACAGCAAGUUUGAGUUCAUCAGCUAGUGAACAUGGAAAAAAGACCUCAAAACACUCAAAGCCAAAGCACAAGAAUGAACCACAUAGUGAAGUGAAGGACGAAGACCAUCAUAUUAUCCUGAAAGUACACCUUCCACACGGCGAAGCACCGCACCAUUCUCAUCACUCUCAUUCUCAUAAAAAACAUAAACACAAACAUUCCACCUCAGAAAGCAAAAGUGAAAGUAGUAGUGAGACUAAGAUAAAGAAACAAAAAUUAUCACUUGAGUUAGAAGGAUCAACCUCUGAAGACAAACACAAGAAAAAACUGUCAAUCAAAUUUAAGGGUCUGUCAAGCAGCACACCAGGUGUUGAAUUCCAAGGAGCUGAAAAAACAGUUGAAAAGGAAGUUAAGAAAAAUAAAGAUGCGGACAAUGCAAUAAAAAAGAAAAAAUCUAAGAAUCCAUUACCUGAUAAACCUCUAAUAGCUACUGGGUCAGAUGAAAAAGAACAUGUUAAAGUGGUGAUUAAGAAGAAUAAGAAGGAUGUGAAAGUUUUAACAGAUGAAGAUAAGAAAACCACCCAAAAAAUAACUACGAUGAAAGAUGUUAAAGAGAAGGCAAAGGAAGAUAAAGCUCAUGACAAAGCUGAAACUCCUAUCAAAACCACUCCUAAGAAGAAAGCUAAGGCUGGCGAAUCUCCAAAAUCAGCAGAUAAGGAAAAACGCAAAAUAGUCUCUGGCUAUCUCCUAUUCUGUAAGAAAGAAAGAUCUCGAAUAUAUGAAGCUAACCCUGGUCUUGAGUUUGCACAGAUAAGUCAGAAAGUAGGAGAAGCCUGGAAAAGCUUACCAGAAUCUACUAAGCAGGAAUGGAAAGCAAAAGCUGAUGAUAUCAAAAAGAAUUAUUUGGCAGUCCCAAAGGAUGAAACUGCAAAGCCUGGACCAGAUGCAGUAGAUAUGGCAGCUCAUCUCAAACUACUUGGGGAAUCCCUAAGUGUUAUAGGGCUCAGUCUAAUGGCACAGAAAGAAACUGAGGUCCAUGGUUCUUUGUCAGUCCUUUUGGAUUCCAUUUUAUGUGCUAUUUGUCCUUUGACGUUCUUGACAUCGCAUAUUCCAGGAAUUUCUGGUAUUUCUAAGGAGAAACAGACACAGAUACUUGAUGACCUGGCUUACACUAUGCCUGGCCUUGGAUAAAUCAACGAGAGUUCAUGCUACUUUGAUUCAAGUCACAUGGCAUCUAGGUCCUACACUAGCACUGAUCAAUUUGACCACCCAGUAUCUGGUCAAGUAUAGUAUGUGUAAUGAGGUCCUACACUAUAUGUAGAAACACUGAUCAGCCUGACCACCCAGUAUCUGGUUAUGUAUAGUAUGUGUAAUGAGGUCCUACACUAUAUGUAGAAGCACUGAUCAGCCUGACCACCCAGUAUCUGGUCAUGUAUAGUAUGUGUAAUGAGGUCCCAUACUAUAUGUAGAAGCAUUGAUCAGCCUGACCACCCAGUAUCUGGUCAUGUAUAGUAUGUGUAAUGAGGUCCCACACUAUAUAUAGAAGCACUGAUCAGCCUGAC